This is a messenger RNA of Lepus europaeus (European hare), 2486 nucleotides long. RefSeq lists its product as uncharacterized. The record is from RefSeq and is a predicted model, not a curated record. Lineage: Eukaryota; Metazoa; Chordata; Mammalia; Lagomorpha; Leporidae.
UCUGCCUGUCUUAAAAAAAAAAAUGGGAUAAUAUUAGCGCAGUCCUCGUGUUUCAGUCACCCUGUCGGCAAGUACCCACUGAGAACGUGCCGUACGCCUGCCACGCUUUGAAACACGAAGUCUGGGCGAUUUAAAAAGAAAACGCAGAAGAGGCCUGCCGGAAGCCAAGAUGGCGUACAAGGGGUCGCCAGGCCGCGGUUGGCACCUAGUCAGUGUCUGAGCGGGGUGUUUUGGAAGGGGCGGUGGCAAACGCCCUGUCCACCGCCAUGGCCCGACAUCGGAAUGUCAGAGGCUAUCACCACGAUGAAGAUCUUGAAGAUGAUGAUUAUUACGGCCAGUCUGUGGAGGAUGAUUACCAUAUUUCUCCAUCAACAGCUGCUCAGUUUAUUUACUCACCUUCAGUUGUUGAGCCUGCAGAAGAAUAUGAUUCUGAAGAACUGAAGCAAUCUUCCAGCUCGCUUUCAAACCAUCAGCUAAGCGGAAUUGAUCAAGCUCGCUAUUCAUGCCUUGAUCACAUGAGAAAGGUACUUGGAGAUGCUGUACCAGGUGAAAUGCUCACAGAAGCAAUUCUGAAGAACAAGUGUGAUGUGCAGAAGGCUUUGUCAGUGGUUCUGGAACAAGAUAACCUGCCGCGUCUGAAGGACAAGAGUGAGAGAGUAGUAACUACGGGAAACACAGCAAAAGGAGUCUUAUUUUCUUCCUCUGAAGUUUCAGCUGAUAAUGGUCAAAAUUCUUACUCUCAAUCAGGAAACCAUUUGAAUUGCAGUAGCAAACCCUUUGAUUUUCGUAGUUCUGUAGCCAACUACGGAUUAUAUCAUAAACCUUCAGUUGUACCAAGUCACUAUUUACCCCAGAGAAAAAAGAAACUUGACAGGCCUCAAAGUGAAAAGAAACUAGAAUCAUGUAAGUUAACAAGAGAGCUUUCAGUAGCUGACCUAAUUCAUGAUAUACCAACAGAUUCUUAUAAAAGUCUGCCAUCAGUCAGAUUAUCAUCCACAGAUAGUUUGGAAAAUCUGCUUUCAAAAAAUCCAGAUACUGAUUUGUUGAGACAUCAUGUAUCCGAAUGUGUUUCCAAAGAUGAUUCUGCAUUCAAAGGAGUACCAGACUUACAGUCUUUAAUGAUAAAGAGUACACCACCUGAUAAUUCUGUGUUCAUUCAAAAUAACUUACUACCUGAUUUACCAAACGUUCCAGUACAAAGCAAGUUAGUAAGUUUAAAUAAGCAUUUGCACUUAACUAGCUCAUUGGAAAAUAUGACUCUUGAUAAUUUAAAUGCUAGUAAAGAGACUGAAGUUGCAAGUGUUUCUUUAGUUGGGCCAGGUGACAAGAAUCACAUCUUAGAAGAAGACAAUUCGGCCGUUGCCCCAGCCGGAAAGCCCAUCCUAGCUGAACUGUUUCAGGAGAACAAAGGAAACAAUCCAAGUCACUGUGUCACUUUAUCUGAUCUUUGUAACCAGCAGUCAUCUUCCAGUUUCACAGAUCGAAGUUUGGGAUCCUUUCCCCUGUCCCAGCUGGCAAAUCGCUGUCAGUCUUCAACUGGGAUAUCAGAAUUAACAGGAUCUCUCUCAUCCUUGGCAUUUCAUAAAUCUCCCACAAGAGACCGCGAGAAUUUGUCACUUUCUGACUUGAUUGCAGAAACGAUUGCUGUAGACAACUCCAUUAAGAAAGAUUCUUUGGAGCCCAAUUCAUCUGAAAUGAAGUCUCCUGGGAUAGAUUCAAAUAUUGAUCUUAGUGUCCCCAUAAAAACAUCAGAUGUUGUUCCAAAGCCUAUAGUAGAUGAAUUGGUUGCUCCAACAGCAGGAGCUAAAGUUCUAAGUUCAAAGUUAGGAAAAACUUCCAGUUCUGUUAAAGAUAAUAAGAAAAACAAAAAAGGCUCUCUGACUAGAAAAAUACCCUUUUCUCUCUCUUGGACCAAGGCCCUUGCUGCUAGACCUUCAGCUUUAACACUGGGUCUUCGUUACCCACUGAAAGGCCGCAAGCAACGCACCCUUGACCUCUCUAGGACUUUUCUUUAUAGUCGACAAGUCCAAGACGUAAAGGACAAAGAAAUGAGUCCUCUUGUAGCAAUAACACCAUUUGACUUCAAAUCAGCUUCUCCUCAUGACACUGUAAAAGCUAAUCAGAAGAAAGCAUUAAAAGAGAAUAGUAACAAGGAAAACUUGACUCCUGUUGUAGAGCUUGUUAUUUAGAAUUCAUUUAGUCUUUAUAGGAUCACUUCAUAAUAUGGGGUUCAGGUUGUGAAUUUUAUAUUAAAAUUGUCUAAGUCAGUAGGUAAUAUGUUUUUGCACUGAAAUUUUUGUUUUUUUACUCUAUCUUUUAGUGGUAACUGGCUCCAAGUUGAUAGCCUAUAAUGAGUGUGUGUUUACAAAGGGCAUAUGAAAACUUGAUAUUAUGAAAUCAGACCUCAGAUAUAUUUGUUUGGCAUUCAGCUUUAUAAGUUUUACAAUGAGAUACUUUCUUUUAUAAAAUCUUUUUGUGCUUUAUUC